UUCUUUUAUAAUAAAUACCUACUUUUUAUACAUAGCGUAGAUGCAUAUUGUGCAACUUACUGCAACUGUGAUUCGGUUAACACUUAACAGUUAACUGUAAUUUUUUUUUUAAAAAUUUAAAUUAUUAUUAGUCAACGACGUUGAUUUUUUAUCCAUACCUAUAUUCGAUUUUAAUACAUUUCAACCGAGUGUUUCGUUGCUUAUUUAACAUUUGUGCAUAUCGGUUGUUGUCGCACACACACACACGGUAAUACUUUUAAAACUUCUGCAAAUUAUUAUUUAAAAUAAAAUGAAUUCGCCCACCAACGACACCGCCACUAGCCCUAGCUUGAUCGGAAACUUCAGAUACGCCGGUAAACCUUCGUUCAGUCACGAAGCAGCCGCGUCGAGUUCAAACGCGUUAGAAGACUCGUUAGAAGAAAGUCCAUUUAAAGUUGUUAAAAAACAGAGGAUGGCAACCAUAAUUAUAUCGUCUGAUGAAGAGAGCGAUGUCAAGCCGACUAUGAAUGGAGAUGCCUCUCAUGUUGCUGAUGAAAUUGAAUCUAAAGGAAUUAUUGCAGCGUAUUCUAUAUCAGAGGAUGACAUUAAUAGAGUUAAGUCGAAAGGAUUAAACGGUGUCACUAUCGGUGAAAACGAAUGUAAAAUAAAAUGUGUGAAAAGCCUGAAUCCUCGGGUGGUCCAUGAACUAGACGAUAAACCGGACGAUGUACUUUCCAAGGUGGUCUUAAUGGGUUCGAAGAGUUUGGCCGCAAAACCGCUAGUGACCAACGUUAAUUCACCAGCGACCAACUCUAAACCUCUGGUUGAAAUGCCUUCAAGGAAACGAAUUAAACUCCAAAACAAAAAAAGUAGAAAACGUAUUAGGACUAACGACGGUGAUAACAGUGACUCGGACGGUGGAAUUGACGAUGAAUUUGAAGAGUAUAAAGACGAACAAAAUUUGGUCAAAGACAGCAGUACUGAAAUUAGAGAGCGAGCUUUGGAACUAUUAAACAAUGCCACCGAAGUUGAGAUGAGGAUUGUAAAAGGCAUGACCACCAGAAAGUUUGAAGCUCUCGUAGCAUUGAGACCGUUCGCAAACUGGUUCGACGCGAAAUCUAAAGUGAACAACUCAAAAGUACUUGGAGACCAAGCGUUGCAAAACGUUAUGCACGUGGUUAACUGUCAAGAAAUCGUUACUCAGCUGAUGAAAAAAUGUGAAAAACUGUCCUUGAAAAAUGGCCACUCUAUUACCACCAGCAACAUGUUGAUCAAAACGCAACCGGCGAGUUUAAAUAAGGAUUUGCAGUUGGCCGGCUAUCAAAUGAUUGGUCUCAACUGGCUCAUGUUGAUGAACUCUCAAAAGCUCAACAUGAUGUUGGCUGACGAAAUGGGUUUGGGUAAAACCGUUCAAAUCAUUGCUUUUUUGGCGCAUCUCAAAGAAACCGGUCGCACUCAUCCUGAACUGCCUCAAUUGAUCGUAGUGCCCGCAUCUACUUUAGAUAAUUGGUAUCAAGAAUUUGAAAGAUGGUGUCCUUCUUUAAAAGUGGAAAAGUAUCACGGAUCGAUGGACGAAAGGAGAUAUUUAAGAAGCGAAUGGAUCAAAUAUGGAUUUGGCGAUAUUGACGUGAUACUAACUACUUAUAGUUGUGCGGCUAAUUCCAACGAGGAGAAAAAAAUGUUUAGGACUAAAGAAUUUCAUUACAUUAUUUACGACGAGGCGCACAAAUUAAAAAACAUGACUUCACAGACUUUUGAAAUUUUUUCCAAUUUUAAUGGAAACUAUAAAAUCCUAUUGACGGGUACGCCGUUACAAAAUAAUCUGCUCGAGUUGAUGUCGUUGCUGAUAUUUCUCAUGCCAAAACUAUUCCGCGGCAAAGUGGAAAACAUUAAAUUUCUUUUUUCCAAAGGCGCUAAAAAUACCAGUUCCAAGUGCGAAAUGCACCGUAUCGAACAGGCCAAACGUAUUAUCGAACCAUUCAUGUUGAGACGUUUGAAAGCCGACGUACUGAAAUCAUUGCCGGUGAAAACGAUAGUCGUAAACGAAGUGAGUAUGUCCGAACAUCAACUGACUCGUUACUCUACGUUGGCCGAGGAAAUAAAAGAAGAGUCCAGAGAGAAGAGCACUUCCGAAAACAAUCACAUGAUGUGGGUGAUGAUGUUGAGAAAGCUAACCAACCACCCGCUUUUGUUGCGUUACCAUUUCGAGGACGAAAAACUAUACAAAAUGGCCAAACUGUUAGCGACGGAUCCGACUUACAAACAGAAGAACGAACAAUACAUUGCCGAAGAUUUGUCGUUUAUGUCGGACUUCGAUUUGCACAAAAUGUGUGGAGACUACAAGUGCCUGAGCAAAUUGAAGUACGAUCUUCCGAUCGAAAUGUUUUUGGACUCGGGCAAAUUCAAACAGCUCGACCAAAUAUUACCCGAUCUCAAAGACAGAGGUCACCGUGUGUUGAUUUUCAGUCAGUUCCUAACAGUAUUAGAUCUAUUAGAAAUCUACAUGUCGCAUUCCGGCCACUCCUAUUUAAGAUUAGACGGGUCGACUCAAGUCCAAGAAAGGCAAUUGAUGAUCGAUUUGUACAACAUGGACGAAAGCGUAUUUGCGUUUUUGCUGUCCACCAAAGCUGGCGGUUUGGGCAUCAAUUUAACGUCGGCCGACACGGUGAUCUUUCACGACAUAGACUACAAUCCAUACAACGACAAGCAAGCUGAGGAUCGUUGUCACAGAGUCGGACAAACCAAGCCAGUCAAUAUAAUUAAAUUCAUAAGCAAGGAUUCGAUUGAACAGUCAAUGUUCAAAGUCGCGCAAGAAAAACUAAACCUCGAACAACAAGUCACUGGCGGAGGAAACGAAGACGAAGAAGCCGACAAGUUAACUAUGGCUGAACUACUCAAGCAAUCUCUGGGCUUAGAGGACGCAUCGUGAUACGAUGACAGUUAUAAUUGUAUAUUUUAAUAUAUUAUAUUAUGAACAUUGUAAAUUUGUCAUCAACCGUUCCUCCUCUCACAUGGCCGUAAAUUGUAUACAUUUUUCUUUUUUUUUAUUAUAUUGUAGUUUUUACUACUGUUGAAGUAAAAAUUUGUAUAUUUUUAAAUACGAGUACUUAGGUAAAACUUGUUAAAAAUCAUUAAUUGUUCUUAACUUUUUAAAUUUUAAUGUGACUGUGUUAUUAUAAAUUUUAAGUUUUCUUAAAUACUCAAAACUGUUUUUUUUUUAAUACGAAAUAAAACCGUUGGUAAAUUGGUAAUCUUUUUUCUUGUAU
Molecule: messenger RNA, 3245 nt
Organism: Adelges cooleyi (spruce gall adelgid)
Lineage: Eukaryota; Metazoa; Arthropoda; Insecta; Hemiptera; Adelgidae
Product: SWI/SNF-related matrix-associated actin-dependent regulator of chromatin subfamily A containing DEAD/H box 1 homolog
Exons: 17
Coding region: 290-2908 (872 amino acids)
Cellular component (GO): nucleus
Molecular function (GO): ATP-dependent chromatin remodeler activity; DNA binding; ATP binding
Source: RefSeq, a predicted model, not a curated record